CAGUGUACCAAAGAAAUAUUAAUCUACAUGUAUUUUGAAGUGUAUUCUAAAUACAAAACUGUGGUCUACAUGCUGCAAUACACCAAUACUGUAAAUAUAUGUUGUCCUAGCGAGGCACCAGUUCCUUCUUAGAAAUGGUGAUUUCCAGGUGGGUGACCUAAAGAGCCUGUCAUGGUCUUUGGGGACGGUCAGCCUUUGGGAACCCAAUCAGACUGAUGUCACUCAGUAAAAGACAAAUUCACGAGCAGAGCUUUACAUCUAGAGCAAGGCACAGAGCUACUGGUCCAAGAAUGUACGGGUUCAUCAACACCUGCCUAAAGUCUCUAGUCAUAGAGAAAUUUGGUGAAGAAACCUGGGAGAAACUAAGGACACAAGCUGAGGUUCAGGACACCUUUAUGACAUAUCAGGUUUAUGAUGAUGACAUCACAGUCAAGCUGGUAACAGAAGCUUGUAAAAUGCUGAAUGUCUCUGCAGAAGUUGUUUUGAAACUCUUUGGAGAGUAUUUCUUCAAUUUCUGUAAGCUGUCGGGGUAUGACAGAAUGCUGCGGACGCUGGGAGGAAACCUAAUGGAAUUCAUUGAGAAUCUAGAUGCUCUCCAUAGCUUCUUGUCACUUUCCUAUCAGGAAAUGAAUGCCCCCUCUUUUAGAGCAGAAAGGAGGGAGGAUGGAGAAAUGCUGCUUCACUACUACUCUGACAGAAGAGGCCUGUAUCACAUAGUGCCAGGUAUUAUAGAAGCUGUAGCAAAAGACUUCUUCAACAGUGAAGUGAACAUGACCAUACUGAAUCAAUCCGAGGAAGAGGAGCGCACAGGGCAGAAGGAGCAUGUGGUGUUUCUGGUCACCCAAAAGAAAAACGUGCAGAAAAGAAAAGAAAAGGAAAGAGGAGGAAAAGGCAUGGAUAAACUACGGGACAAAGAGGAAACCGAGGAAGCCCUGGGAAAAAUGAAGGAGAAAUACUCAGCACUGUCCCACUGCCCGGUGAAGAGGACACACUGGGAGAUUGUGAGGAGUAUUGUCAUGAUUGGCCAUGGCAACCUGUCAAAUUCGUUCAUACCGUCCUACCCAGACACACUGUGGAUCGAAGCGCAGGCUUUCUGCAAUGCAUUUCCCUUCCACAUCGUCUUUGACAGGGCUCUCAAAGUUAAGCAGGCAGGUGUCAACAUCCAGAAAUUUGUGCCAGGAUUACAGACCUUUGACAUCCAGUUAGACGAAUACUUCAGCAUCGUUCACCCUGAGGUGACCUUCACAAUCGAGAGCAUCAGGAAGUUCAUUAACAGUCAGUUCGUCUUGAAGACACGGAGGGAAAUGAUGCCUGAGUCUUGGAAGAAUCAACCAAUGCUUAAACUCAGAGGUCAGAUGAUGUGGAUGGAGUCGAAAGGCUGCAUGAUGUACCUGUGCUCCCCGAAACUGCGCAGUCUGCAGGAGCUGGAGGACAGGAAGAUGCACAUCGCUGAUAUCGCCCAGCAUGACACCACUCGAGACCUCAUCCUGCUGAACCAGCAGCGGCUGGCCGAGAUUGAGCUCUCCAACCAGCUAGAGCGCAAGAAGGAGGAGCUGCGCAUCCUCUCCAAGAACCUGGAGGUGGAGAAGAAGAAGACAGAGACGCUCCUCUACGCCAUGCUGCCCCGACAUGUCGCCAACAAGCUCAAGGAGGGCAAGAAGGUGGAAGCAGGAGAGUUCGAAGUGUGUACCAUACUAUUCAGUGACGUUGUGACAUUUACCAACAUAUGUGCAGCUUGUGAGCCCAUACAAAUCGUUAACAUGCUGAACUCCAUGUACUCUAAAUUUGACCGACUGACCAAUGUCCAUGAUGUCUAUAAGGUGGAAACCAUUGGAGAUGCCUACAUGGUGGUUGGUGGAGUCCCAAUUCCAGCAGAAACUCACGCUGAAUGUGUGGCAAACUUUUCCCUGGGCAUGAGGAUUGCUGCAAGAGAAGUAACAAACCCAGUCACUGGAGACUCCAUCCAGAUUAGGGUUGGUAUUCACACUGGGCCAGUACUGGCGGGAGUGGUUGGAGAGAAGAUGCCCAGAUACUGCUUAUUUGGAGACACUGUCAACACAGCUUCCAGAAUGGAAAGCCAUGGUGUACCAAACAAAAUCCACCUAAGCCCCACCGCUUACAGUGCCCUUAAAAACAAAGACUUUGAGAUCAGUGAAAGAGGUGAAAUUGAAGUGAAAGGCAAGGGGAAAAUGACCACAUACUUUCUCGUCCAGAACUUAAAAGCCACUGAAGAUGACAUAAUGGGCCGGGCAGCAGGGGACCCCUCCCAGCUGCAUCAAGAGAACGAGGAGACACAAGACGACAGCCAUGAUGCAGUGAACCCCAGCAGAAAGAGCAGUAAAGUGGAUUUACUGGGAGAUGAAAAAGAACAGGAAGUAGAGCUGUCAAAUGUAGAUGUCUUUGGCAGUGACGCUGUAAACACCAAAUUCUGUAUUUUGCUUUAAAAAAAUAGAUAUCUGGUACAAAUAUGAUAGCAAUAUGUAAGGCUGAUUUUUUUUAUUAUUAUUAUUAUUAUUAUUAUUAUUAUUAUUAUUAUUAUUAUUACUUAACAUAAAUACAGCCGGUUUAGUUUGCUUCUGAUAAAUUACUGAACACACUGCAUAGAGCUGCAUGAUUUCUUUAAGAUUUCUUCAAUGAAAAAGAUACCAGUUGCAUCAAGGUCAGAAAUAUUUCUGCUAAAGAUUGCUCUGUCGAGUACAAGAAUGGGAUAUUUCACGUGUAUGUAGACAUUUUUACAUGUAUCUGUUUUUUUUUUGUUUGAAAAUUCACUGAUGGUGAAAAUAGAAUGUCUUUAAAUGGUGGACAUAAAAAAAAAAAUUCUACAAUUUAGCAUUUUUGAGAAAAUGAUAAUUUUUGAGUGUGACAACUCUAUUUCUGCUUUAAUAAAUAUAAUGUUUAAUUGUGAAAUAUCUUGUAAUACCUAGAUUUAGACCGUAGAGAGCCGUGAAGUAAGCAAUUUUUACCGUGAAAUUAAAAUACAACCCUAGUUAUAUGCAUAUACACAACAUUUAGAUGUGUCUGUCCACUGUUCUGUAUUGUACCCGGUCUACCUGUCUAUCUCUAUGUGUUUCACUAUUCUCCAUAACAAUUUUGGGACAAAAUCCCAAAUCUGCAGCUGUAGGUGCUCCUAUAAAGAGACAGCAAAAUAAAUCAAAUACAUGUAAAUUUUGCGACUUAAAAAAUGGUUACUGGUAGUAUUAAGCAGAGCAGAGUUGGAAAAGUAUUUUGGAAAGGUAAAAUAACCAAAACCCCUGUAUAAACGUCCAUAAAAUCUGUGGCUGUGCACAGUUCUGUGUACAGAAUAACAAAUUGUCAGUCAGUAUUUAUUUGAUUGCUUUAAUGCCUGCUCUUACAACUGUGGACCAUCUGGUACAGAUAGACACAUGCUGGGACAGAGCAGGCUUUUUUAGGAGAUGCUUCAUUUGCACCUGCUGGCUACAUAUGUAUCUUAUACACAGACAGCUGGCUUACAGACUUUAAAUUGCUUGCAUAGUUUGUCUUCCUGCAUGUGGUUUUAAAAACAUUAUCAUGAUUUUAAAAUGUCAUGACACAACCAUUUAAAUGGUAAUCGAGCAAUUAGAUCCAGUUAAUAGAGACUGGCAGACAUGUCUUAGAAAUUAGAUCUGUGGUGUCAGGCACAAAGCAAUCCAUCAAAGCUUUCAAGGUGUGUUCUUUACAAUAAUUUGACAAAUGGGGGGGGGGGGGGGGUUACAA
This is a messenger RNA of Acipenser ruthenus (sterlet), 3714 nucleotides long. It is a transcript of the gene gucy1b2, whose product is annotated as guanylate cyclase 1, soluble, beta 2. The record is from RefSeq and is a predicted model, not a curated record. Gene Ontology annotation, biological process: cGMP biosynthetic process; response to oxygen levels. Bases 216 to 2444 code for a protein of 742 amino acids. The transcript is spliced from 15 exons. Gene Ontology annotation, molecular function: heme binding; guanylate cyclase activity. NCBI's taxonomy places the organism in Eukaryota, Metazoa, Chordata, Actinopteri, Acipenseriformes, Acipenseridae. Gene Ontology annotation, cellular component: guanylate cyclase complex, soluble.